AAUCUGGGUGCCUAUGAUUGAUAUCUGCUUUGACCAUUCACAGAUGAGAUUGGCGUUCCCUUGCUGCAGCUGCUUGGACGGUGAACUGCCUCGCUUUUGCAGCGCUGAGAAGAUGGCGGGGUCUGCAGGCCAGGUUAUCAAAUGCAGAGCUGCUGUUGCCUGGGAAGCUGGAAAGCCCCUUUCUAUUGAGGAAGUAGAAGUUGCUCCCCCAAAAGCUCAUGAAGUUCGAAUCCAGAUUGUGGCCACUGGUGUCUGCCACACCGAUUCUUACACCCUGAGUGGUUCUGAUCCAGAGGGGCUCUUCCCAGUUAUUCUUGGCCAUGAAGGAGCUGGCAUUGUGGAGAGUGUUGGAGAAGGAGUGACCUCCUUCAAAGCAGGUGAUCGAGUGAUUCCUCUGUACAUACCGCAGUGUGGGGAAUGCAAGUUUUGCCUGAAUCCCAAGACCAAUCUCUGCCAGAAGAUCAGGGUAACCCAAGGCCGGGGUCUGAUGCCAGAUAAGACCAGCAGAUUCACCUGUAAAGGCCAGCAGCUUUACCACUACAUGGGGACCAGUACCUUCUCUGAAUACACAGUUGUUGCAGACAUUUCUCUGGCAAAGAUAGAUGACGCAGCUCCACUAGAUAAAGUUUGUCUGCUAGGCUGUGGUAUUUCCACCGGCUAUGGAGCCGCACUCAACACAGCCAAGGUCGAACCGGGCUCCACCUGUGCUGUGUUUGGACUUGGCGGAGUGGGUCUCGCAACCAUCAUGGGAUGCAAGGUUGCAGGCGCCACCCGGAUCAUUGGCGUCGAUGUCAACAAGAGCAAGUUUGCAAAGGCUAUGGAGUUUGGUGCGACGGAAUGUGUGAACCCCAAGGAUCAUAACAAACCUAUUCAGGAAGUUUUGGUAGAACUAACUGAUGGGGGAGUGGACUAUUCUUUUGAGUGUAUUGGCAAUGUUGUUACUAUGAGAGCUGCCCUGGAGGCCUGCCACAAGGGCUGGGGAACCAGUGUCAUCAUUGGCGUAGCAUCUGCAGGCCAGGAAAUUGCAACACGUCCCUUCCAGCUGGUGACUGGUCGUGUCUGGAAAGGAACUGCGUUUGGAGGAUGGAAGAGUGUAGAGAGCAUCCCCAAAUUGGUGAAAGAGUACCUGGAUAAGAAAAUAAAGGUGGACGAGUUUGUGACUUCCACUCUUCCAUUUAAGCAGAUCAAUGAGAGCUUUGAACUGAUGCGAUCUGGCAAGAGCAUUCGAAGUGUCCUCACGUUUUAAAAGUGGGCCAGGCAGGACCCAUUUCUUCAGUAUGGAAAGAAACAUUUUGAAAAUUUACUUUUGAUACUCUUCAGCAUAUUUUAAUAUUGCUAAGUCAUCUGUUUCAGAAUGUCCGUAUUGUUAACUGAAAUGUUAGCUGUUUAACUUUCAUGGGCACUUUUCCAAAUUAAAGCAACUUGUCAAGAUAA
This is a messenger RNA of Hypanus sabinus (Atlantic stingray), 1434 nucleotides long. Its product is annotated as alcohol dehydrogenase class-3. The record is from RefSeq and is a predicted model, not a curated record. Lineage: Eukaryota; Metazoa; Chordata; Chondrichthyes; Myliobatiformes; Dasyatidae. Gene Ontology annotation, molecular function: S-(hydroxymethyl)glutathione dehydrogenase [NAD(P)+] activity; zinc ion binding. Gene Ontology annotation, cellular component: cytosol. Gene Ontology annotation, biological process: formaldehyde catabolic process. The coding region runs from base 14 to 1246 and encodes 410 amino acids. The transcript has 9 exons.